Molecule: messenger RNA, 1231 nt
Organism: Carya illinoinensis
Lineage: Eukaryota; Viridiplantae; Streptophyta; Magnoliopsida; Fagales; Juglandaceae
Product: ribosomal RNA small subunit methyltransferase E
Exons: 8
Coding region: 21-980 (319 amino acids)
Biological process (GO): rRNA base methylation
Molecular function (GO): rRNA (uridine-N3-)-methyltransferase activity
Source: RefSeq, a predicted model, not a curated record
AAAUUUCCGUGUACGUCCGAAUGGGAGGCGUUGAGGCGAUAUCGUGCUCUUCAUUCAAACCAGUUCUGCAGUCUAGGAGUUGGAUUCCGUUGCAAAUGCAAACCCUAGCAACACUACGGCCUCGUUCUGCUGGGCCCUUGAACCGUUCGUUGCUCAAGGCCUUGAGCCUCCGAGCACUCUCGUCUUCUUCCUCAGAUUACGCCAGCCAGUCUCUUGGUGGCCUCCCUCGCUUCUUCUCCGAAGUGCUUCCUCCUUCCAAGGGUGGCAUUGUUCAUAUACAAGGUGACGAGUUCUGGCACAUGUCUAAAGUUUUGAGGUUGAGCACAAAUGACAGGGUAGAGCUUUUCAACGGGAAGGGAGGCUUGAUAGGAGGGUGUAUACAGAGGAUUGACCGUUGUGGAUUGGAUUUUGUGGCUUUGGAAGAUCCAAAGUUAGUUCCUCCCCCGGGAGCAUAUUGGCAUGUGUUUGCAGCUUUUGGUACUCUAAAGGGUGGUCGAGCUGACUGGCUUGUUGAGAAAUGCACUGAGCUGGGGGCUAGUAGUGUCACCCCUCUGUUGACGGAACGUUCUUCUUCAAUUUCAGAGAAUAGAGUGGACAGAUUGCAACGUGUCGUUUUAGCAGCAACUAAGCAAUGUCAACGGCUGCAUGAAAUGAUUCUGAACCCUCCAAUGAAAAUCAAUGGUCUUCUGCCGCUUAUUGCUCAGUCGAAGGUUUGCUUUGUUGCCGUAGCAGAGGCUACUCCUGUUGUUAGUACAUUGACUUUAUCAGGAAAAGAGUGUAGUGGGCUGAUUAUAGUUGGACCAGAAGGGGACUUCACCAAGAAAGAGGUGGAGAUUAUGUUGGAAGCAGGUGCUACAGCUGUUGGCCUUGGGCCACUUCGCUUACGAGUUGAAACUGCAACAAUGGCACUUUUAUCAACUUUAAUGUUGUGGUCUGACUCUCAGCAAACAUCUAUUUCCACGGAACCCUUUUGCAGAUAGACUUAACACGAUCAUCUUCUAAUCUAAGAAUGUCUCUAUCAUUGCUUGCUACAUGUGGAUUUGUAUAAUAUCCUUGGGAUUAGAUUUUUUUUGGCUGAGAGAGAAUUUUUCGCAUGGAAUGGGGAAAUAUAAAUGGAUGCAUUAAAGGAUAAUUGUCUUAAAGCAUGAGGGGGACGAGGAGGAAGAAAAACUCAUAACGUCGGGUUCUGGACAUGAUUUGGAUAUGAGAACUUCAAAGUGUUUUGUUCUCA